AAUAGGUUAACGGGGCGCCGCCGCCAUUUUGCACGAGGAGCGGUGAGGGAGCGGAGGUGCCGAGCGGCGGAGGGCAGUUUAGUUUAGUGUCGUUUCGGCCUGGUUUUAGGAAGCAUUUCCGAACCAUGCGUAGAUUUAGAUAGUGACUGCGUCCUUUUUAUUAAGGGGAAAACUUUUUUUCCGAUAUUUAAGAGCUCUCAGUGAACGGAAAUAAUUUAAAUUUAAAACGCAGCGAUGGCGGAAGACACAGCGAAGGCGGACGCGUGUAAAGAGUACCUGUCGUCGUUGGAAGACCUAACUUUCAACAGCAAGCCUCACAUCAACAAUCUGACCAUCCUGGCCGAAGAGAACCUGAAGUACUCGCCGGAAAUCGUCAAGUUAAUCGAAGCGCAAAUAUCCAAGGCCCCAGUUUCAGAGAAGCUUCCCGUAAUGUACCUCAUGGAUUCCAUUGUGAAGAAUGUUGGAGGAAGCUAUAUCACACUCUUUGCUCAAAACUUAGGUGUUACAUUUUCUAGUGUUUUUGAAAAGGUGGAUGAGAGCACUAGAAAAAGUUUGUUUAAAUUGCGCUCUACAUGGGAUGAUAUGUUUCAACUGACGAAACUUUAUGCCUUAGACGUCAAAGUCAACAAACUAGAUCCUGCAUGGCCUAUUAAGCCGUUACCACCAAAUGUGAACAGUUCAAGUAUUCAUGUAAAUCCCAAGUUUUUAAAUAGAUCGCUUGAAGAACCCAGCACCUCAAGCUCUGCAGUUGCUCCUGUUAACUCAGCCAAACAAAACAUUACUGAGUCACAGAAAAACGUAACACAGGAGCAAGAGCAGUUUAUAAGACAACAACUGUUAGCAAAACAAAAGCAGUUACUUGAGUUACAACAGAAGAAGUUGGAGCUGGAAUUAGAACAGACAAAAGCACAGCUGAUUGCUUCACUUGCUUCCCAACAUCCCAUUCCUGAUUCAAUGGUAACUCUUGGACAUGCCAAACAACAUGUGCCAAUUACAAAAGUUUCUCCCAUGCUCUCAUCAGGGGCUGGAAAGCCAACGCCAGCUGCAGUCAGACCCUUGCAACAAUCGGCUCAGCCAGAUAAAUUUCAGGCAGCACAUGCCAGUGAUACCAAAGCAUCAAAUAGAGAUCCUCGCAUAAAUAGGUUCAGUCAACAGACAAAAGAUUUUGCUAAGAAGGAUGGAACAUUGCAAACAAUGAAACUGGACAAAACUGUAAGCAAGCAAAUUAGCCCAGCUAGGGGAUCCUCUGAGAAGGCAGCAGUAUCAAAACCAGACAAAGAUAAGGCCUGUGACAGAUCGUUCCGAAAGGAGUCUAAAGUGUCGGAGGGUAAAUCUAAAGUGGUUUCACCAGUGAAAAAUAAGUCAUCUGUUAAAAAUGCGAAAAAAGUGGACACUGAGAAGGUAAAAGUAGAAGUUGCAAAGAGAGAUCCAAGGUUGCGAAAGUCUUCUCAAGAUAAGACUGAUAGCAAAGUCGAAUCAAAAGAAAGGAGGGCAAAUACAGAAAAAAAGGUAGAUGAAGAUCAGAGUAAAGGAACUGAACGUAAGCCUUCAGUUACAAGAAACAGAACAAGCAGUGGCAUGCUGGGAAAUGAAAUUGAAAGAGAUGUUAAACCUGGAGGAUUUAAUUUCAGAUCACAUCCUAGAUCAUCAAGAUCACAGUCCCCAAGAUCGCGAUCACCAAAAUCACGGUCACCUAUAACACGUUCAAGACAACGAAGCAGACUGUCACCCAAAAGGAGACGUAUAAGUGUUUCACCGCUUUCCAAAGUGCAGGACAAAGAAAAGGCAGCAAUAAGACCCUUAUCUGACGAGUAUAAACAAAAUAUUAACUGGGAACAUCGAGAUCUUAGAAAGAAAGCAAACUUCAAACUAGAAGCAAGAGAUUCAAGGAAACCCAAGAGGGUGCGAGAUGACAGAAGUCAGGAAUCGCAAGUGGCACGUCCUGAAAACAGAAAUUCUCCCAGAAGCUCCCCUGAGCCAAAAGAGAAUGUUGAAAACUGGCAUGACCCUCCAUCUGCCAAAAGGUGGAAGUCUGGCUGGGAGGAAACUAAAAGCUUGAAGCAAAAACAGGAUACUCCAGCACAUACGAAAUAUACAUACCAGAAGGAAGCCCAUCCUGGAAAUAAAGGAAUUCUGUCUCCUCGAACACCACGACAGCAAAGAAUGAGUGUUGAUGCAAACUUGCAAAUCCCCAAAGAAUUGACGAAUGCUAGCAAGAGAGAUUUGUUGAAAAAAGCAAAUCAACGACUAGCGGCUGCAGAAAUAAGUUACGAUGAGUUUUUGGUGGUUGCUCAUCAAAUCAAUCAAUUGUUCCAAUACCAAGAGGAAAAGAAUAGGUCUGGCGAUUGGCAAGCAUCCCACGUUUCUCCUAGGAGUUUCAAAACUGAACUGAAGGGAGAUUCUCCAACUAGAACCCAAGGUAAAGGCGCAUCUUUAUCUGAAGCAGAACUGAGCUACCUUGAGCAUAUGUCUAAAUUAAAAAGAACCAGGGUUCAAUCAGAACAAUCGCAUGAUACAGAACUUCGCUGGAAAACAAGAGAGAAUCAUAAGAAGGAUGUAUCUGGCGAUCUUGGUGUAAGAGAAGGUGAUCAAGGAAACAAAUCCCCAAAUCUGAGCGGCAGCAGGCAUGACGUGAGAGGUUCUUUUCAGGAAAGGAAACUUGGAGAAAAAAGAGAGGGAGGUGAGAGUGGGCAUCACAGUGAAGGAAGGCAUUCAGAAAGAAGAAAACCUUGUGAUAAAACUGUGAGACAUUCUCCUGUUGGUGAUAAUAGACAGUUGCAUGAGAAACAUUGUGAUCGUGUGUCCCCAGCACAUCAGCAUACGAACCCUAUAGUAGAUGAGCGAAACCAAAGUAACACACGUGAUAGCAAAAAACACAUAGACGAAGCAUUGCCAACUAAAAGAAGUUCACCAAUUUCUGAAGAUCGAUACAAAACAGAUUCUAAUCAUGGAAUGAGACAACUAGAGCUGACAAGAAAUGAACAUAAAGAUCAGCGGCAAGGGGCACGUCAAUCUGAAAGAGAUCUGAAAGAAUUUGGUCCAAGAGAGAGAGCAGACUCAAAAAGAGAAGAGCCAAGGCAGCGUGACCGUCGUUCAGAAGAAAGACCGGCUUAUGAUGCACCACAGAGGGGUGCUGGCCUAGUUGAAAGUUUGCGUCUGAGAUCUGGUGUACUUGAAGUUUCACAGAGAUUAAGUGACAGAUCACUGCCAGGAAAAUCUGGACCUGUAAAGAAUGUGGAUAAAAUAAGAACUGAUGAAUCCAUUGAACCAGAUAGGACAUGGGUUCUUGGUCGGGAUGGAUCUCCAAGCUGUGACUUGCGCAUUACUGGAUCUAGGAUAAGAUUGCCGGAUCUCCCUGCACCACUUGUCCAGCCUAUUAAUGAUGGCCCUGAGCAGUCUGGUCUUUGGAGUGAAGGUAUUCCAGGUCAACCAAGUAAACAUUUUGAAAGUCUUGGGCAGUCUGGAGCCUGUUUUGAUGGUCCACACAGAGGGCACCCUGCUGCAGGCUUUGAUUGUCCAGGUAACCUGCGUGUAGGACAGCCCUGUGUGCGAUUUGAAGGUCCAGGUGGCCCACGUUCUGGGCUGCACUUUGAGAUUUCGCGCCCAAGGCAACUUGGGCCACAUUUCGAUGGCCCUCAUCUGGUACAGUCUGGACCACGUUUUGAUGGUCCUCACCCUGGGCAACUUGGCCCACGCUUUGAUGGCCCACACCUCGGUCAGCCUGGAGUGCGUUUUAAUGGUCCCCAUCUCGGGCAGCCCGGGGCACGGUUUGACAAUGCUGGUGGUCCACUGCCUGGUGUGCACUUCGAGGGUCCACAGCCUGCUACCCGCAUUGAUGGUUCGCAUCCUGGUCCCUUUGACAAUCAAGGUGGUCACCCAGGCCAGCCAAGCUCACGUUUUGGGCAGCCCACAGUACAGCCCGGUGCUCAAUUGGACAAUCCUGGAGCUCAUCAAGGGCACCCUCGCUUUGAUCCACAUCCUGGGCAACCUGGCAUGCCUUUUGAUGUCCCACAUCCACGACAGUCCUGCACGCGCUUUGAUAAACCUGAUGGUCUUGUAGGACAUCCCCAUUUGCGUUUUGAUGGUCCACAGUCUGGGCAACCCAAUAUGCGCAUUGAUUGUCCAGGAUCACGUCUCGGGCAGCCUAUUACCCGCUUUGAUGGUCCACGAGAACUUGGUGCACAUUUUGAUGGUCCUGGUGGUCGUGCAGCACAGUGUGGUGUGCGCUUUGAUGGCCCACAAAUGGGACAGCCUGGUGCACACUUCGAUGGAGCAAGCAGUCACCCAGGCCAAUCUGCUUUUCGUUUUGAUGGUCCUGCAGGAACUCGGUUUGACAUUGGUGCCCAGCCAAGUGCAUAUUUUGACAAUUCUCGUGGGCCACAAUUUGAUGGGGCUCCUGGGCAUCCAGAUCCUAGAUGCAUUGUCACUGGUCAUUUAUUUAACAAUCAUCCUCAAAGCUCACAAUAUCAGUCAAGAGGAUUUGAUGGACAAUCUGGACCAAGAUUUAAUAUGCCUCAAGGAUCACAAUUUAAUGAAUCAGCUGUACCUGGAGCCUCAACUUUGACCAAUCCAACCUAUGUGCCAACAACUGGUCCUUGCUUCGAUGGCCAGACACCAAUGUCUCGAUUGGCAGGACCACAUAAUAAUGACCAAUAUGAUCCGCUGUGUGGAACAUUUUAUAACAGUAACCUUUCAUCACCUGAAAACCUGUCUCGUCAACUACAGCCUGUUAAUGCCCUGGCUGGUUUUCCCUGCAAUCACGUUUCUUUUCGUCAAGGGCAACAGUAUCUGCCAUCUCAAUCUUCUGUUCCUGUUACACAGAUUCAGCAAGGAUCAUCCUUUGCGCCUUUGGAUAAUCAUUUGGGGCAGCUGGAUGUGAAUGAGCUGUUUUCAAAGCUGAUUUCCACAGGAAUUCUGAAGUCAACUCCUGUGGAUUCCACCCCAACACAAGAUGAAUCCCAGGCUUCCACUACAGUUGAAGAUGAUGAGGAAGAAGAAAAUGAGGAAAACAUUCCAGAUCUUACCAACUUUAAGAUUGAGGAACUAAAGCAGAGAUAUGAUGGUGUUAUCAGCCGCCUGUACACAGGCAUUCAGUGCUAUUCUUGUGGAAUGCGAUUCACAGCAUCGCAAACCGAUGUUUAUGCAGACCAUUUGGACUGGCAUUACCGAAUGAACAGAAUGGAAAAGGACAUAACUAAGAAAAUUACUUACAGAAAGUGGUACUACAGUUUAACGGACUGGAUAGAAUAUGAAGAAAUUGCUGACUUGGAAGAACGUGCUAAAAGUCAAUUCUUUGAGAAGGUCCAUGAAGAGGUUGUGCAAAGAACGCAAGAAGCUGCAAAAGAAAAGGAAUUUCAAAGUGUACCUGCUGGACCUGCAGGAGUGCAUGAGAUCUGUGAAAUCUGUCAAGAGGCUUUCGAGCAGUAUUGGGAUGAAGAUGAAGAAGAGUGGCAUCUGAAAAAUGCACUUCGUGUGGAUAAUACAACCUAUCAUCCAGCAUGUUAUGAAGAUUAUAAAAAUGCUUCAUUUACAGAUUCAACUCCAUCUCCAAGUGACGCUCCUUUGGAAAAUCCAUUACAUUCAGUUAUUAAACAGGAACAGUUGGAUGUUAGUGGCAAGGCAUCUGAUCUUGCCAACAGCUGUAAAAGUACUGAGACUGAUGCCAGCAGUGUGUUAACGGACAUUAAAACUGAAAAAGAUACUGCAACUGUGAAAAUGGAUACAGUCUAAGUCUUUUAUGAAGUGAUUUUUCUUUUCACUUAACAGACUUUAGCAAAGGAAGAAAAAUUGGUUGGAUUUGAUGUAUCCUUUCGUAUGAGGGUGACUAUUUUACUACACUGAAGUGACACUACCUCUUGUUAUGUUUGAAAUCAUUGGGAAACAUGCAAAGCAGCAAUAGUACAUUCUACCUUCAAGGAACAUCAAAUUUGAACCCCUCCCUAUUUGUUUUAUAUUUUAUUUGAGACGGGGAUCUCAGUUGAAGUUAAAUAUUGAAUACAUUUUGGUAUUUGUAUGUUCAACUGCAUGUGCAGUUCAGGUGUGCAUUACUGUGUGAGUGCUGCAGAUGUGUGAAUGCACUUGUGGAAUGAUAAUGUUGCUUUUUUGUAAGAAUGUAAAUUCUAAAAAAAUAAAAUAUUUUUGAAAUG
Messenger RNA from Leucoraja erinaceus (little skate), 6146 nucleotides. RefSeq names its product PCF11 cleavage and polyadenylation factor subunit (gene pcf11). The record is from RefSeq and is a predicted model, not a curated record. Gene Ontology annotation, biological process: termination of RNA polymerase II transcription. Bases 235 to 5730 code for a protein of 1831 amino acids. Gene Ontology annotation, cellular component: cytoplasm; mRNA cleavage factor complex. NCBI's taxonomy places the organism in Eukaryota, Metazoa, Chordata, Chondrichthyes, Rajiformes, Rajidae. The transcript is spliced from 16 exons. Gene Ontology annotation, molecular function: mRNA binding; RNA polymerase II complex binding.